UCAACCUGGCAUGACCGGUCGCUCCAAGUCAUCAAAGGAUAGCCACAAGCGCACCAACUACUCCUCAUUCCCUCGUGCCACUGCCGGAUGGAAUUUUAUUCAGAGCCUUGGUUUUAUAUUUGCCGCCGGCGCAACUAGCCUUGGCGGUUCAGUCACUCGUCGCCUCGGUCAGAGGACCGCAACUGGAAUUGUUGCCGGUAUUUUGUUUAUCCUUACCCUGCUUCUCCUGGGAACCUUUACACGGUUCAAGAGGAUCCAGAUUAUUCCGGACUGCACAUGUUCAGAGAUGGACCGGUGGACAAAAGAACGGCGAGUAAGCUUGCACAACUGGGCCGCCGCAAUGGCAGCGGCUAAGGCCAAGGGUAAAGAACUUAACGAAAUCCCCGAGGAUGAUGUUGGUUAGAGACCAGCUAUCUUGGGCAACCCAGUCGACAGAUACCGCCGAAUCAACAUUUUUGAAUUGGGCUCUUUGACACGAUGGACUGAGAUUCGUAAGAAAAAUAGAUUGAUUGACGAGAACACACAUCUCAACCGACAAGCGGUGGCGAUGGCUCGUGAUGAGUUUCAGCAUAGUGCCCGCCAUAGCGCAGGGAAGAUCGCACGCAAGGUUAGCAAUAAAAGUUUGGACAGCAAGUGCAGUCAUGAAAGUAGCGACGACGAGCUCCUAGACGCUCAAGAUAAAGACGCACGGUCUGUGAGUCCCUCACCAAGUCCCAGGCCGGUUGGAUCAGAAAUCGGCCACACUCCGUCUCAGCGCGGAUUAGCACAUGUGUAUAGGGAUGACUUAGGCCGGGAUUCGACGGAAGGGCCAAAUCGAUCAUACAACCACACACCGCAGUCGAACAAGAGUGUCAGCCUCGCUGCGCCACCUGUACUUGUCCAAAGGUCAAGUGCUGAUAAUCUCGCCAUCCCAACAGAGUCAUCCCACCAAGGAACCUCAACCCUCGCGAGUCCGGACAAUGGACAGCCUAAAUUAGGCGAGGAUGAUGUGCCUGGUAAAGAUCAUGCGGUGACUAAUCGCGCGGGCGAGGGUCACGAGAAACCUACAGAUAAUGAAUUUGAAGAUGUAAACCUUGGUGGUUUUGAGAAGAAUACUACGUCUUGAGUUGUGAAAGGGGCAACACGGCUUCCAGACUGUAUGACUACUGGGCAGAUUGAAGAAUAUCACGUAGUCCUAUUGAAAUUACCUACAGUAUACAGAAUAUUAGAUUCAUUUUGCUCCUGCUGCAGAUAUUGUGUGUUAGGAAGCUGCCGAUGAACAAACUGACUGCCUAUUACGCCCUGUAAUUUCUUAUUGUAAGAGAGGCGGUUUAUCAUGCUAACGAAUUUAACUUGACCAGACCGGAUGCUUGAUAUUUUGAUACUAUUCAAAGAUGGCCGAUCUCGUGCUGGCUUUGUUCAUGCAAUUGUCACAUGAAAAUUCCAAAAGUUAUUCCCAGAUUUGAUAUCGCCACAUUAAAAGUCAUCACUGUUCCAAUCUGAACCUGCUGAUGUAGCUAUCACAGGAGAAUCACAAAAGGCUAUUCCCAAAUCUGACAUCUCGCCACCUGGAAAACCCAUUACGGAUUCAUUCUUCGGAUCGGAGUGCAUACCUACACAGUAUGCAACUGAUCUCUAUUCGACUUUCCUAAAGGCAUUGUCGCCUGGCAUCUAGUGCACUUAUGCAUUUAUAAUACUUAAUAUGUGCGAGUCAGGCUCGUCAGGGUACUUCUG
This is a messenger RNA of Xylaria bambusicola, 1713 nucleotides long. RefSeq lists its product as uncharacterized. The coding region runs from base 548 to 1105 and encodes 185 amino acids. The record is from RefSeq and is a predicted model, not a curated record. The transcript has a single exon. NCBI's taxonomy places the organism in Eukaryota, Fungi, Ascomycota, Sordariomycetes, Xylariales, Xylariaceae.